Kwoniella botswanensis is the source of this 2391-nucleotide messenger RNA. RefSeq lists its product as uncharacterized. The record is from RefSeq and is a predicted model, not a curated record. Gene Ontology annotation, molecular function: RNA binding. Gene Ontology annotation, biological process: ribosome biogenesis; box H/ACA snoRNP assembly; pseudouridine synthesis. The transcript is spliced from 2 exons. NCBI's taxonomy places the organism in Eukaryota, Fungi, Basidiomycota, Tremellomycetes, Tremellales, Cryptococcaceae. Gene Ontology annotation, cellular component: sno(s)RNA-containing ribonucleoprotein complex. Bases 1 to 2391 code for a protein of 796 amino acids.
AUGUCGUUCUUGCCUCCCAAGCCCGAUUCAGAGAUCAAGAUGGAGGAUCAUUCAUCUGACUCCAGCGAUGCAGAAUUGGAAGCUGCCAUCCAAGUGGAACCUGAAGUAGAACCAUCAGAACCAUCCGCUCCCUCAGCCUCAACAGCAUUCAAACUCCCACCGAACCCAACUAUACCCCAGGACCUAUCGUUGAUCAUGGAGAUGGUAUCCAAAAAUGAAGUGGUCGGAUCGUUACCUCCUAUAUCGAUGAGUGCUGCUGAGAAAAGGAAGUUGGUAGAACAAAGCUUGAAAGGGAAAGGUAAAGACAAAGACAUAGAGACAGAAAUACCACAGCAGAAGCAGCAGGAGGAGGAAGAGGAUACGGAUUCGGACUCAUCGAGUGAAUUCGUCACUUCGUCUGAGGAUGAGUCAGAGAAAGAAGACGUACCAAUGGAUCAAGUACAGCAUCAACAGCUCAAGCAGGAAUUGGACGAAUUUGUCGGAUCCUCCAACCAAGUAGAGGUCGACUCUGAUUCAGAUAGUGAUGAAGACGGAGAAGGAGAUGAAUCGUAUGGAGGACUGAAUCAGAUGCGUUUUGAAUUUAUGGAAGAUUCGGAGGAUGAUGGACCCGCUACUGCUGGACCGAUCACGUCGUUACAUGAAGCUCCAUUACCGCCUGUUGCUCAACCUCCGAUGGUUAGGCUGCCGGAGGGUGAAGGUGUUAGUCUGGCUGGGGAGGUGGUUAGUUGGAUGCGGGAGAAGAAAGUGGAGGUGUGGCUGGAGAAGAGGAGGCUUGAAGAGGAGCAGGGUAAGAUGAAAGAAAAGAUAGAGGAGGAAAAUAUGUCGGAGCAGAAACUGGAUAUCAAAGCGGAAGGAACAGCGAACGAAAAAGACGAUGUAAAAAUGGGCGCAACGACUAUUGAUCAGUCGAAUGACAAGAUCAACUCAGAAACAGAAGAUAUAAAGGAACAUAUCUCAGGAGUAGCUGCCCUACAGACAAGUAAAGAAGAAGGAGAAGUCAUCGAAGGAGGAAUCGAUCUGCAAUCUACUUUUGAAGCUCCAGAUGCAACAAAAGAACACACGAAAAUAGCGCAACAGCUGAAAAAGACUCUGACCCCUUCGAAGGCUAAAGCAGUCGAACCCAAGUUCACUUCAUCAGGUACAGUGGUCGUGCGAGCCAUGCAAUCUCGACCUGGGGCAGCUGAUGAAGGAUGGCUGGAAGAGGGAAGUGUCUUAUGUUGGGAAGAUGGACGGGUACUGGGUACUGUUCACGAAACAUUCGGUCCCCUAACUUCACCGUUCUACACCAUCCGCUUACCACCCCUACCUUUCCCUUAUCCUUCUCCACAAUCACUCUCAGCGGGCAGCAAGCUAUUCUAUCCUAUGAACCCUUCUUACCGAUCAUUCGUCAACAUGUUGACCAUUCGAGAUCCGCGGUUCAAAGGAUCGGACGCGUCCAACCUUUACGACGAGGAGAUUGGUGAAGACGAGAUGGAAUGGUCCGAUGACGAGAUGGAAGCUCAAGCUAAAAGAAGGAGAAAACAACGUAAAGGGUCCAAGGCUCCUGGUUCCAAACAUGGCACUAUUCAGAAUAUACCUGGAUUACCGAAUAGACCUCAUUUCGAUUAUGAUCAUGAUGGAUCAGAAACCGCCAGUUUGCACGGAGAAGCAGAAGAGGACAACUGGGAAACUGGAAGUUCGUUCAGUACGAGAAGUAGGAAGGAACCCGAGCCGUAUGAUAUCAAUAUCGAUGAUUCCCCUCAAACACAACAUUCCCAACAGAGUCCAAAUCAAAGGGGAGGUAGAGGAAGGGGUAGAGGCAGAGGUCAAGGGAGAGAUAGGGGACGUGGUAGAGGUGGUUCGGGUGGUGGUGGCGGACGAGGACAUGGAAGGAGAGAGUCAAAUAGCCAUAACAGUAAUAACGAUCGUCAACAAUUCUCACUACCUCUUAAUCCAAUGAUGGCUCAACCCCAAUAUCAACAACAAUACAAUCCGCAACCCCAACAACAAUAUUAUCCUCAACAACAACAACAACAACAGCAAAAUUUCCCGUAUUUUCCUCAGCCUCAACAGUCAUAUCAGUCUUAUCCCUAUCCCCAGAUGGGCUUUACUCAACAACAGUAUCAACCACAAUAUAUCAAUCAUAAUGAUACUUAUGAACCCAAUCAACCUUCAACCGGCAUGCCUUCUUUCCCCAACCAUCAGCAACAGCAAGGAUAUCUGCAACAGCAACAGCAACAGCAGAACUUCGGUUCUCAGAAUGUACCAGCCAUCAAUCCUCGGUUCGCUGCUCAGUACGCUCAAAUGAUGAGCAAUCAAUCAGCUCAACAAGGUCAAGCUCAAGCCCAAGGACAACAAGGGUAUGGAUUUGGAUACGGAUCGCAGAACCAAGAUCAUCAAUAUAGCGAGUAG